UCACAGAAAGACGAACUGAGAAAAUCGAGGUGAUCGAUCUAACGGUUGUUGAUGAAGAUGUGACGAAACAAUCUCUCAUCGAAACAGCUAAAUCGAUGGAAGCUGGAAACAUCAUGUGUACUAUUAGAAGAUUCAACAUUAUUUUCACCGAAGUUUUCUUUAAAGAACUCGAUUACUACUUCAAAAAAAUGAGAGUUUUUGAAACAGUGCACCUAUCACAAACCGAAAAUGAGGUAACCUCUGAAAUUAAUAUCGAAAACACAGAACGCUUGGAAUCACACCCGGAAAUUAAAAAAAUGUACAGAAGUGAAUUUCUACUAAGAGUUAUGACCAAAAAUAAAUCCUUAGAAAAUAUUUUCCUGAAAUACAAAUAUCAAGCUGCCAUCGAGUAUAUUAAUAUGAUAUUAGAAGACAUAAUGAUUAGAGACGAUUUUGACAGUCGUAUAUUUACCAUGAUUAAAAAAGUCUUUUCGCUCGAAGCACUCGAAAAAAACGGAUUACAAGAUAUAUUACGAAAAAAAUACCAAACAAAAGUAAUAUAUGAAAUAGAUGUAAUUGAAUUAUUAAAUUUGUGGUGUGUUGUCAAUAAUUUCGUAAGCCUAUUACACGAUUUAAGUUCAGAGGAUUUAUACUUUGAAUUCAUCGAAAGUGGUUUAUUACGCGAACUUUACAAUAACUUUCAGAAAGAUUACGAAGAACCACUCACCGCCGAGAAGUUUAUCGAUUCAGUAAAAUUCUAUCUAGAUAAUACAUCAGAUGACGACCUGAAAGUUAUAUCGAUCACUGACUCAGAUGACGACCUUCCAUCAAAAGAUAAAAAUUUAUUCAAAAAAUUAAACCAAGGAAAUCACAACGUGAGAACACAAGAAGUUAUAUUGAUCAUUGAUUCAGAUGACGAUGAACUGUCUAUCAUGGCUGCAAAUAAUAAUGAUGAUGAUUUUACGUACAUCAACAACGAUCGUUCUCUUAGAAUCAGUAAGAAGAUUAUACGAGACAAAUUAAACAAAUUGAAAAAAAGAUUAGAAUCUGAAAAGGUUAUCAACCAUAUCAUCGAUAUAUGUAAAAAUAAAGAAAAAUACAAGCAUCACAAAGAGUACAAACCAUCCAGAUUACAAUUCUGCCGUCCCGCCAAAGUACUCAAUAUCGAUGAAUUAGUUUCUGGAUAUUAUGGAAUGAAAGGGUUUACAAUUAUGUUUAACUAUUUGAUGACAAACACACAAAAGUGGCAACCUUAUGUAAGAGAUCUCGAGGUUGAUUACAGCACCGCUCUAAAAAUCAAGAACAAGAAUGUUAAUUACGGCAAUACCCAUUUUUUCGGAGACAGUAAUGACGAAAGUUUUUGGUGA
Molecule: messenger RNA, 1346 nt
Organism: Dentiscutata erythropus
Lineage: Eukaryota; Fungi; Glomeromycota; Glomeromycetes; Diversisporales; Gigasporaceae
Source: the annotation of a GenBank genome assembly